Molecule: messenger RNA, 546 nt
Organism: Aspergillus pseudoviridinutans
Lineage: Eukaryota; Fungi; Ascomycota; Eurotiomycetes; Eurotiales; Aspergillaceae
Exons: 3
Coding region: 1-546 (181 amino acids)
Source: RefSeq, a predicted model, not a curated record
AUGUUCGAACACUACCUGGUCGAGUCUGAGGGUGAAACCGGAAUCUGCAAUCGUGGCUUCGAUUCGACGUCAACAUUCCUGGAGAUUCGCUCUCACUCGAGCAUCGAGUUGUUGAAGUCAGCCUCGACGCGGCUAAUCUCAACCCUCAUUGACCUUACCUCUAAUAUCCAGAAGCUCCGCGCACAAUUCUUCGCCCUCACUGCGCCUGUGAUGGUGCCCCUCUGCGAAUUCAACGCCUCCUUGGGCUUUCCUGACAACGUGGACCCGCAGCACGGAUCCCCUGUUAUCGCAUGCUACCGGCGCCGACUGGGGAAGAAAACAGACCUUGAGUCGCGGGUCGCGGGCCUCGCCCGCGGAGCGCAAGACGCAAGCGCGAGCGCACGUUCCGCGACGGUCACCGACGGUGCGACGAUUACGUUUUCCCGUCUUGGGGGCGCACACAACCACGAGUACUCCGCGCUGGAGCACAAGGUUGCCUCUGGGUUGUGGGAGCUGGCGGCCAAAGGCGAGCAAGGGGUGCAAGAGGCAGGAGACGGAGACGGAUGA